GAUUUCAGCUAGAACUCCCCCUUUUUAAUAAUGGAGAAGGUUGAAGCUUACGAGACCAGCUCAAAGGCUGCGCCCAGAAUGUCGGAUGAUUACUCUGACUCUAAUGAUUCGUUCUCGAUCUUGGCUUAUCUUGCGAUCGCUUCUAAGAAACUUGACUCAUUUGGUGUAGAAACUAGAGGUAUUGAACGUAUUGAACCUUACGAACGUUCCACCAACAAGACUAAGCAACUUAUUUCCGUCAUUGGUCUUUGGUUAUCUGCAGCUGGGGGUUUAUCAUCGAUGUCCUCAUUCUUCUUGGGUCCUCUUCUUUUCGAAUUAGGACUCCGUAAAUCCAUGGUUUCUGGUUUGAUCGGAAGUACUAUUGGAUGCUUUAUUGCCGCAUACUGUUCUCUUAUGGGCCCAAGAUCAGGAUGUCGUCAAAUGGUAUCUGCUCGCUUUCUUUUUGGAUGGUGGUCUGUCAAACUUAUAUCCUUGGUUAGUAUUCUUGGUGUCAUGGGUUGGUCAGUUGUUAAUUCUGUGGUUGGUGGUCAAAUCCUUUCGAGUCUUAGUGACGGGAAAAUCCCAUUAUAUGCCGGGAUCAUCAUUAUUGCUGGUGUUUCCUUCAUUGUUGCAACUUGUGGUAUUAAACAACUCAUGAGAUUUGAAGCAUUCUUGGCUAUUCCAGUCAAUGUUUCCUUUUUAUUGUUGUAUGUAGCUGCAUCUUCAAAGUACAAGUAUUUGUCCAAUGCUGAUGCUCCUGCUAUUGCAAAUGAUAGUAAAAUGAUUCAAGGGAACUGGCUUUCAUUUUUUUCUCUUUGUUACUCUGUGACUUCUACUUGGGGGUCGAUUGCAUCUGAUUAUUAUAUUCUUUUCCCUGAAACUACUUCAGAUGUUCAAAUUUUCUCCAUCACCUUUUUUGGUAUCUUUAUCCCAACUACUUAUGUUUCCAUUUUAGGUUUACUUUUGGGUAAUAUUGCCCUCAACCACGAACCUUGGGCUGAAUUAUAUGCCCAAUACGGUAUGGGAGGUUUACUUACUGAAGCCUACAAACCUUGGGGAGGAGGUGGUAAAUUCCUUGUUGUUUUACUUUUCAUGUCUUUGGUUUCUAACAACAUUAUUAAUACUUAUUCCGCGGCCUUUGGUGCUCAAUUGGCCGGUGUUGGCUUCGCCAAGGUUCCUAGAUGGAUUUGGGCCAUUGUUGGUACUGCAGUAUACUUUGUAUGUGCCUUGGUUGGUAGAAACAAAUUUGCUACUAUUUUAGGAAAUUUCCUUCCAAUGAUUGGUUAUUGGACUUCUAUGUAUUUUAUCAUUUUACUUGAAGAGAAUCAAAUUUUCAGAACUGAUAGAUUCAUUCACUUAUACACUAAGGAAUUCCCCAAUGGAACUGAUACUAUUGUUGAAGAAACUUCAAAGAGAUCUAUUCUUGCUGCCAAGCAAACAAGACGUAAUCAACACUACAACUUUUCUAUUUGGAAUGAUUACGAUAGUCUUACACAUGGAUUUGCAGCCACCUCAGCAUUUAUAAUUGGUGCUACUGGUGCGGCUGUCGGUAUGUCACAGGCUUAUUGGGUUGGUCCAAUUGCCGAGAAGUGUGGAGGAGACAUUGCCAUGUGGUUGUGUAUGGGAUUCAGUGGAUUGGUCUAUCCAGUGCUUAGAUACUUUGAGCUCAAGAAAUUUGGCCGUUAAUUAUUUAUAGAAUGAUAGAAUUGAUUAUACCAAUAAUAUACAAAUAAUAAUAUUGAUACUACAA
[Candida] anglica is the source of this 1729-nucleotide messenger RNA. The record is from the annotation of a GenBank genome assembly. Lineage: Eukaryota; Fungi; Ascomycota; Pichiomycetes; Serinales; Debaryomycetaceae.